GCCGGGUCGAUCAGAUUGCUGACCGUUUGUAACGGCGACCGCCCCCAACUCCAGCAUCACCAGCAAUACGGAGUACGGAGUAUACGGUCUACUUAAGCAGCAUGAUCGGCAAGUGUUGGGCGGGAUACGAGUCCUCCAGGGUAGUGUUAGUGUUCGCUAUAUACUAUACUAACUAGUACAUAUAAUAUAUAAUUGCAAUGGCGCAUCUCCCCCGCCUGGCCCGCCCGAUCCACCCGAUUCGCACGGGCUCCCCCUCCUCCAUCCGCCACUCGUCCUCGCAGACCCUCCGCAUCCAGAAGACGCCAACGCCGACUCCCCUGCCCGAUGCCGGCGACCUCCAAUUCGGCCGGUCCUUCACAGACCACAUCCUCACCUUUCCCUGGACCGCCCAAGCGGGCUGGACCACCCCGGCCAUCACCCCCUUCGGCCCCCUCCCGCUCUCCCCCGCCGCCAGCGUCCUCCACUAUGCCUUCACCUGUUUUGAAGGCAUGAAAGCCUACAAAGACCGCGAGGGCCACGCGCGCCUCUUCCGCCCCGCCCUCAACCUGCAGCGCCUCAACCGCUCCGCCGCCCGCCUCGCCCUGCCCACCUUCCACGAAGGCCAGCUCCUCGCCCUGCUCGCGCAGUACGUGGAUCUCGAGAAGCGGUUCAUCCCCGCCCGUCCGGGCUACUCCCUCUACCUCCGGCCCACCCUGAUCAGUACGGAGGCGAGUAUCAGUGUAUACCGUCCGCAAUCGGCCCUGCUGUACGUGAUUGCCAGUCCGAUGGGGAAUUAUUUUCAGCACGGCCAAGUGCGCGCAGUGCAGUUGCUGGCCACCCGCCACCCGGUGCGGGCCUGGCCCGGCGGGGUGGGCGAGUUCAAGGUCGGGGGCAAUUAUGCGCCGGGGAUUGUGCCGCAGGAGGCAGCGGUGGCUCAAGGGUUGGAGCAGAAUCUGUGGCUGUUGGGGGAGAAGACAGAAGGAGGGGAGGAGGAGUAUGUGACGGAGGCGGGGACGAUGAAUAUCUUUGUGGUGUGGCGGAAUCCCGAAACGGGUCGGAGGGAGUUGGUGACGCCCCCCUUGGAUGGGACGAUUCUGCCCGGAGUGACGAGGAGGAGUAUUCUGGAGUUGGCCCAGGAGAGGCUGGCGGGGGAGGGCGUGGAGGUGAGGGAGGCGCGCAUUACAAUGAAGAGUUUGGCAGCGGCGUCGCGGGAGGGCCGAUUGUUGGAGGUGUUUGGGGCCGGGACGGCGGUGGUCGUCACUCCAGUCCGGUCGAUUCAGUGGAAGGAUCAGACGAUUGAUUGUGGACUGCGCGAGGGUGAAGAAGCCGGUCCGGUGAGUUUGAAGCUGAAGACGUGGAUUGAGGAGAUUCAGUAUGGAGUGGUGGAGCAUCCGUGGAGUUAUCGAGUAUAAGGUGAGAGAGACGCAACACUCAGCAUCGCAGCAGAUGGAGAGUUGUAGAGGGGCGUCCCAGUCAAGCAGGAUUUAAUAAAAUAAUAAGAUCAAUCAUCAUAGCCUCAUCUCACGGUAUGCUUUCGCUAGUGAGAAUCGGAUGUCAUCAAACUUCGUACUGUAUAGCAUGUGUCCAGUGACUCCCACUCUGUACUGGUGAUUAUACUGGCCUGCACUGGGAGGUAAACAGGGUGGGACGUGGUCGAAUGCUAAAGGCAGUGGAGGGGUGUUGACAGAUUCUCUUCGAAACAGUGUCAAUCUGCUUUAGGGCUAUCUAAAACCACGUUGGCGUCUACCUCUACAUACAAUAAUCAUUAUGCAGAGAGUUCAGAGAAGGAGACAUACG
Messenger RNA from Aspergillus saccharolyticus JOP 1030-1, 1776 nucleotides. RefSeq lists its product as uncharacterized. Lineage: Eukaryota; Fungi; Ascomycota; Eurotiomycetes; Eurotiales; Aspergillaceae. Gene Ontology annotation, molecular function: branched-chain-amino-acid:2-oxoglutarate transaminase activity. The coding region runs from base 198 to 1391 and encodes 397 amino acids. The record is from RefSeq and is a predicted model, not a curated record. Gene Ontology annotation, biological process: L-leucine biosynthetic process; L-valine biosynthetic process. Gene Ontology annotation, cellular component: mitochondrion. The transcript is spliced from 3 exons.